Messenger RNA from Bombyx mori (domestic silkworm), 5140 nucleotides. It is a transcript of the gene Jra, whose product is annotated as transcription factor JunD. NCBI's taxonomy places the organism in Eukaryota, Metazoa, Arthropoda, Insecta, Lepidoptera, Bombycidae. The transcript has a single exon. The coding region runs from base 2800 to 3519 and encodes 239 amino acids. Gene Ontology annotation, molecular function: RNA polymerase II cis-regulatory region sequence-specific DNA binding; DNA-binding transcription factor activity, RNA polymerase II-specific; transcription factor binding. Gene Ontology annotation, biological process: regulation of transcription by RNA polymerase II; regulation of cell cycle; regulation of cell population proliferation. Gene Ontology annotation, cellular component: transcription regulator complex. The record is from RefSeq and is a predicted model, not a curated record.
AAUACAAUACAAUUCUAUAAAACUUUAACACUAUGUACUUGUUUAUUAGAAAAAAACCACGCCUUAGUCUUUACACAAUUACCCAUUUUGUGAAGGUUAUAGCAACUACAACUUCUUUUAUACAAACAAAUGUAAUUACUGCGAAACAGUUCACAAAAUAUGGCUUAAUAUUCACAAUACAUAUUUUAGUGAUUUUUACAUGACUUUGACAUUGAUUUAUUUUACACAAAAUUACUUUUAUUAACUAUUGUAAACUAACAUUGUUAUUAUCCAGCCUAAUAAUAGAUGGCGCCAACAACAUCAUUGCAUAACAAUUACAAUACUUAAUUAAAUUAUUACUGUUAAUUAUAAUAUAAAAUAUUAUUAAUAUUUAUGCUUUAUUAUUAUUUAAUUAUUUAUAUAGUAAUUUCUGUUUUUAAACAAUAAUAUAAACAUUAAACAUAAUCUGAACAUUGUCACAUCAAAACAGCGUCUGGUAAUUAUUAAAUAUGGUAGAAUAACAGUUUCAUCUUGCUAAUAAUAAAUAAACAAUAACGUAGAAUAAACUAAUUAUUGCCAAUAGUGGCGUUUGCGCCCAUAUGUACAUAAAUAAUAUAUGUGUAUACAUUUUAUGUGUAUUUAAUUACUCAUCUAAAUGUAACGGGCACUAAGACACAGAACACUAUUACUUCUAGCGAAGCACUAAGAUACGCUUGGUUAAGCUUAACUCCAGAUAAACUGUGAGGCCAUCUGCACAUCUAUGUUAGGAAAAUUAAAUAAAAUCAUUUAGAAUUCUGACUCCUGUGUUAAUGUUAGAUUAUCCUCGGACUCUCUCUGUUCUAACCAGAUGCUAAAACAAUACUAUUAUCAUUCGAUUGCGAUAAUAAAUUAUCAUAUUAGGCAGGUACACAUAUAAUAAUAUGUGUAAAAUUCGAUAAGCCGUUACUGAUAAGACUUUUUUAAUUUGGUUAAUGUUUUUCGUUUUUUAUUUGGAGUAGGUACCUAAUAGAUAAAACUAAAAAAGUCCGAUUAUAUCUAGUGUUAUCUUAUGUGGAUUAGUCGUCGAGUGCCUAAUCAGUUGUCCUUAGGAUAAAUAAUUUCGAAUUUAUGAUUGAGAGUAUCAGCUGAUGGAUAAAAAUAAAAAUAAAAAACAUAAUCUUCCUUGGUACCUGAAAUUGCCAUUAAUAUCUGCUAAUAUUCAGCUAAAUAAAGCAUUUGGGAUGCACAAUGAAGGUCAAUUUAAUAACCUAAAAAGAAAACAAAAUCUUCAUAAAGUUGAAGAAUUUAGAAGCUAAAUAAUUUAUUAUUUUCCUUGCUUCCUUUUAUCUUGUGCGAGCGAGAUGAGACUAUGCUCUGUUCCAUUCGCACUAGCACUGUUGUUCGUAUAGCUGUGCUCUUCCCUCGCAUUUAUUUUCUUGCAUCAGGCAACGACUACCCCGCCUUCGCGCCUCGCCCAAAUAUGCUCGUUUCCAUUGUCUGUGUACAUUUUUUUUACUUAAUUUUUUUUUACUCAUUUUUUCAUAAUGUAAAUUAGACUUUUUAAUUACAGUUUAACAUUUCUUAAUUUUAACUGACAACGUUUUAAAAACUUUAUAUAAUUCAAUGCUUAGAAUGAAAAUUAAUAUUUAAAUUGGAAAUAAAACCAACCAUCUUCCUUUAAUUUACCUUACACCUGUAGUGUAGUGCUGUCUUAGACAGAUUCACAACUCAUAUGUAACAAACUAAAUUACAGUAAAUUCGACAUCACACUCAUAUACAUUACGAGUUAAGCAUCGCUUUUUGUUACAUUUUGAUUUGGCGUGUCAAUAAUCAAGAUAAAUCCGCGAAUUUUUGUUUAGAUAGUUUACCAAAAUAUUAGUAUUCAGGGGUGGCAUUGAAGUAGUGAAUUUUAUUGGCUCCAGUAACCAUUCAACCACAGAUGAACCGUACGCUUGUUAAUUUGCAUAGAACACUGUAACAUGUGUUAGUAGUCUAAAGUAAAAAAAAACUGCUAACAAGAAAUCUAUAAUGUAAAAAAAAAGAACAAAUAAUUGUCAAUGAAUAAUUUUAAUUUUAUGUUCUAUAAAUGUUCAAAACGAUUUGCUAAUUUAAUGAUUAUCAUUAUAAGUCCUAAAUCGUUAAUUUAAUGAAAGCAUCUAAUUCUGCUCUCAAUGAAAAGGUUACGAUUCCCGAGUUGUAACUUAAUACAAUAAUUAACUGUACGAUAGUACUGAAUAUAGAUUCAUAGGAAUAAAUCCCAGCACAUAAAACGUAUUGUAUCAUUUUGAGUAACGAGUUUUACACUUUGCGGAACGAGGUUUAUUAAACAAGUUCGCUAACGUAAACGAUUUUACACAAGUAGUAAUUGUAGCGCUGGGAUCGGUCCUAUUUUGAGUCGUCUGUUGUAUAAAAAUAUCGAUCUACAACUGGAAUUCGCAAAGAUUGCGCGUUCAAAAGAUACAUUCAUAAAUGAUAUUAAUUCUAAAAAAUACAAAGCGAUACCGCUUUAUCGGUGUAAUGGAAAUAGACUUGUCGAUUCUCGGUAAUCGCACAAAGUCGUAAACAGCCCGAUGCGGCCUCGCACUAUGCUACGAGCCUCACAGCCAAUCCCAUACCAGCGUUGUUUCGUAUCACGUCAUAUUAAACCAAUGAGCGAUAGCCGCCAUCACGCUAUUUCUAAAAAUAGCUUAUCUGAGUCACAGCAUAAAAGCAAUGGUUGUUUCUUAACAAUGUUUAGAAACAAGUGGAACGCCACGGAAGGAGGACGUGUGUUAAUCGUAGGAAAAAGUUAUAAAGUUCGCGUAGUGAGUUCAGUGAUACCGAAGCGUUCGGUGCAAACACAUGGUUCGGAAUUCCGGCCACAGCAUGGAGACCACCUUCUAUGACGAGCAAUAUCCUCUCAGCGGCCCUGUGGAAAACCUUAAAAGGCCCCUAACCUUGGAUGUUGGGCGGGGUGGGAAACGUUCACGAAUCGCUGCACCCGUUCUCUCCUCGCCAGAUUUACAAAUGUUGAAGCUCGGAUCUCCUGAGUUGGAAAAAUUGAUCAUUCAAAACGGUAUGGUGACAACCGCUACCCCUACUCCGGGAGCGCCUGUCUUAUUUCCCGCAGUAGCACCUACGGAGGAACAAGAAAUGUACGCGCGACCUUUCGUCGAAGCGCUAGACAAGCUGCACCACGGCGAGGCAGUGACGCCGCUCGGACGUCGAGUAUAUGCCGAUUUGGACAGGCCGCUAGAGCGAUACCCCACUCCCAUCGUGAAGGAUGAGCCCCAGACGGUGCCGAGCGCGGCCAGCACGCCGCCGCUAUCACCCAUCGACAUGGACACUCAGGAAAAGAUCAAACUGGAGAGAAAGAGACAGAGGAAUCGGGUAGCCGCUUCCAAAUGUAGACGACGUAAGCUGGAACGUAUUUCAAAGCUGGAAGAGAAAGUGAAAAUUCUUAAAGGUGAAAAUGCUGAACUAGCACAGAUGGUGGUGAAACUAAGGGACCACGUGCACAGGCUAAAGGAGCAGGUCCUAGAGCAUGCGAAUGGUGGCUGCCACAUCGAGUCGCACUUCUGAUCGCGUCGCCAUCGCCGCUCCUCCACAUUCCAUGCUAGUCGCGCCCGCUAGGACGCAGCAUACAAAGCGAUUUGUGAUCUUAAUUUUACUGUGUAAUAUAUAGUUAAUGAACCCUAGUGUGUAAGGUGUUAAAGUCGCUACGUUAAAGAAUGCUGUGGAUUUCUGGUUAAGUUUGAGAGAUUAGGUUUGCCAGUGGUGUUAUGCAGAGAACCGUCGAUUGCGGACACUAUUGUAAUUAUUGUUGUAUGAGAAUAGUUAUGUCGGUGAUAUUGCAAAUAUUUAAAAGGAAGGAUGUACUUAGCGCAAGUCACAACUUGGAAAGCCUUAGCUUCUGUCGUAAGUUGCAAGAUUCGUUUUCAUCGUAUCAGUAUUGAGUUGUCUCAUUUUACUUAGAAUAGUGUAGAAACUAGAAAGGAUAAUCUUGCGACGUCAUUUACAGACUAAACGAGGUUGAUGCGACGUUGCCAGUUUUACGUUUAUUUCCCCGUUUCAACGAUAUUGCUGUUCUCCUUUGUUGCAUUUGUUUUGCUAUUGUCUAUUGUGUAGCCAUUUUUAUAAAUAGACUUAAUUUUAAUAAUAAAAUCUCAUUUUGGCUGUAAUUUGUACAUUAGACAAAGAACACUGUGACAGGCAUCGACAGGACCAAAAUUUAAUACGAGUAAAGGAGAUAGCAUGGCGUAAAACUGGCACCGGCGCAUCCAGCGAAGUCACGAGCGGAUGUUCUGCUAAUUAAAAUUCCGCCUGUGCCGCCCUCGCGGAAUGGCGGCCAUGUGUUCAACAAUCGGACGUUCCGAAUCACGUUUUGUUGCACAAGGUUAGCUUUUUACCGCUGCAGUAGUGCAGUAUCUUAGGCACUGGCGCGAAAUGGAACGUUGUCGAUCGUCACGCUUGAAUUGUUUGAAGACAAAUUGCGCGCUUGUGUGCGAGACUGAUUGAAUGUGUGCCUUGCUUGUAGUACGUACGAGAGAGCGCAAUGUAUUUUUUUCUGAUAGGAAAGAUGAUUUCACGGAACUGAACCGGUGCUGUAUUGUAGAGGACGUGACUUGUAAUCUAAAGCCGUCCGUAUAAAAACUUAUUUUGUGAGAGUUUUCGUAUUGUGUGAUGUAUGUAUGCAACAGAGAUUAGACAGAGCGAAUGUGUGAUGUAAGUAUUUAUUGGUAAGAAUGAGAAUGUUUUAAUGAAUUAGGAUGAAGUAGCAAUCUCGAGUGCCUACGCUUUGUAAACUAAAGCUAUACCUACAUAUGUUUAUUGUUUUUGUUACCAUUGUGUGCUACAAGAAAUUGUACUGUACCAUUGUCUUGUGUAAGUAAUUUAAGUAAUUAUAAAAGCAAUUAAAAACGUUGGAUUGUUAUAGUUUAUAGUGCAGGAUGAGGUGCGUCUCUGAGUUUGUUCAGAGUUGCAUCUCCUCUUCCUAUUUGUAUUAUUUUUAUACAAACAAAUUCUUCAGAAUGUUAACAAUAAUUUGUAAGUUUAUAAAAAAUAAAGAAACAGUUAUACUAAAAUAUAUUAUAUUUCUAUGAAUUUAACGUAACAAUAUUGUUUAUAAAACGCAUUACGUGUAUUGUAUAAAAAAAAACAAUGAAAGAAAAAUAAAUUAUGAGGAUUAUUAUACCAUUUAAAA